Messenger RNA from Arabis nemorensis, 783 nucleotides. The record is from the annotation of a GenBank genome assembly. Lineage: Eukaryota; Viridiplantae; Streptophyta; Magnoliopsida; Brassicales; Brassicaceae.
AUGGCAAUUAAUUCAUCGAUUCUCUUAACCAUAUUCCCUCUCUUUCUCCUCUUGAGCCUCACCGAGGCCGGAAUCCCCGGUGUCUACUCCGGUAGCUCUUGGCAAACCGCUCACGCCACUUUCUAUGGUGGCGAUGACGCUUCCGGAACCAUGGGUGGCGCGUGUGGAUACGGGAAUUUAUACAGCCAAGGAUACGGAACUAACACCGCAGCGUUAAGCACGGCGUUGUUCAACAGUGGCUUAACCUGUGGUGCUUGCUUUGAAAUCAAAUGUGUCAAUGAUCCUAAAUGGUGUCACUCAGGUGCUCCUUCUGUCUUCGUAACCGCAACUAACUUUUGUCCACCAAACUUAGCUCAGCCUAGCGACAAUGGCGGCUGGUGCAACCCGCCACGUGCUCACUUCGACCUCGCCAUGCCCGUUUUCCUCAAGAUCGCUGAAUAUCGCGCCGGCAUUGUCCCCAUCUCCUACCGCAGAGUGGCAUGUAAGAAGAGUGGAGGGAUAAGAUUCACGAUCAACGGUCACCGUUACUUCAACUUGGUUCUGAUCACGAACGUAGCCGGAGCCGGAGACAUCGUGAGGACGAGCGUGAAAGGAUCAAAGACUGGUUGGAUGAGUUUAACUAGGAACUGGGGACAAAACUGGCAGUCUAAUGAUGUUCUCGUUGGUCAGUCACUUUCGUUCCGUGUCACAACCAGUGACCGUAGAAGUUCUACUUCAUGGAACAUCGUACCUUCGAACUGGCAGUUUGGACAAACCUUUGUCGGGAAAAAUUUCAAGGUCUAA